Molecule: messenger RNA, 5973 nt
Organism: Symbiodinium sp. CCMP2592
Lineage: Eukaryota; Dinophyceae; Suessiales; Symbiodiniaceae
Source: the annotation of a GenBank genome assembly
AUGGAGCUGAUCGUGAAGGAAGCUCGCAAAGUCUGGAUUCCCAACCACCCUACGCACGGAUACAGGCCUGGGCAGGUGGAUGACAAUGCUGAUGCAGGGGACAAUCUACUGGUUGUUGAUGCGGAGGGCAAGAAGUUCCAGGUUCCCAAGGCAGAGGCCCUGGCAGUAGACCCAGCCUGCUUGACGGGCGUGGACGAUCUGUUGACCCUGGGCGACUUCAACGAACCUGCUCUCCUCCACAACAUCCGUGUGCGAUAUGAGGAGGACAAGAUCUACACAGGCAUCGGGACACCGAUCCUGAUCUCUGUGAACCCCUACCAGAACAUUCCUGGCCUUUACAGCGUGGAACGUAUGCGCGAGUACAAGCGCUAUGCUGCCAAAGCUCCCAGCCAGGUAGCAGGAGGUGGAUUGCCUGUUCACCUCUACUCCGUUGCUGAUGCAGCAUAUCGUGCAAUGCUCCAGGAAAAGGCCAGCCAAUCCAUUAUCAUCUCAGGUGAAAGUGGAGCAGGCAAGACUGAGGCCACGAAGCGCAUGCUCGCAUAUUUAGCCGAGCUGCAGUCUUCAAGGCCGCAUGACACAGGAGAAAGAACUCGUUCAGUUGAGUCACAAGUCCUCGACGCCAAUCCGGUCCUGGAAGCAUUUGGCAAUGCCAAGACGGUGAGGAACGACAACUCCUCCAGAUUUGGCAAGUUCAUAGAAGUGGAGUUUGACUCGGGCGGAAAAUUGCUCAGUGCACAGAUUUCCAACUACUUGUUGGAGAAGUGCCGCAUCGUAACGCAACAGCCCGAGGAACGCAAUUAUCACAUAUUCUACCAGCUGUGCGCCGCUGCUGCUCGGAAGGGUGAAGAUCUUCCCGAAGGGCUACAGCUGCAUGCAGCCGACGACUUCGAGUACAGCAAGGUUUGCUUGUCUAUUGCGGGUGUGGAUGAUGCCGCAGAGUUCGCCAGUGUCCUGGAGUGCAUGAUCAGCCUUGGCUUCUCCAAAGAGGAGCGCGACACCAUCUUCAAAAUCAUUGCAGCUGUGCUCCAUCUUGGGGAAGCCCAGUUUACGCACUGCGUCCGAGAAGGUCAGGAUGGAAUCUCCGUGGCAGAUGACAGCUCUGUUUCGUUGGCAUGCGAAUUGCUGGGCCUCCCUAUAGAGCAGAUGCAAGAUGUCUUGGAGCACAAGACCUUGGAGGACCCACUGACAAGGAAGAUCAUCCACAUGCCGCAAGAUGCGGCGUCAGCUUCGUUUACUCGGCAUUCGAUGGCGAAGGUGAUCUACACUCGCUUGUUCGACUGGCUUGUCUGGCGCAUCAACGAGAGCAUCUGCAACAAAGGAUCGCAGAAAGACAUCCGUAAGAUUGGCUUGCUGGACAUUUAUGGUUUUGAAGUGUUUGACUGGAAUUCGUUCGAACAGCUUUGCAUCAACUUUGCUAACGAGAAGCUCCAGCAGCAUUUCAACAUGCACAUGUUCACCCUGGAGCAGCGGUUGUACACCUCCGAAGGCAUCACAUGGGAUCACAUACAAUACCAGAACAACCAGCACAUCAUUGACACCCUGGAGCGCAAGCCACUUGGGCUCUUCUGCCUUAUCGAUUCGGAGUGUUUGAUGCGCUCAGCCACCGAUGCCACGCUUCUUUCCAAGAUUCAGAACUCUUACAAAAACUCCAAUGUCAUUUCAAAGGCAUCGAGGUUUGCAACAACGGAGUUCAAGAUCUCUCAUUAUGCAGGGGACGUAACCUAUAGUGUGGACACAUUCCUUGAGAAGAACACGGACAAGCUUCAUGCUGAUGUGGUGGCCUUGUUCAAAGAGUCGAAGCUGGAAAUGGUGAAGAAACUCUUCACCGACCCUCGCUUUUCACCUGAGACCAAGCCAGCUGCAGGUGGUCCGCGGCCACUGCGUCGUCAAAGUACACGCACCGGUGCCGACGACCAGCGCCGAGAGCGGCAGAAUGUGACUGUCAGCAUGAUGUUUCGGGAGCAGCUGGAUCGACUUGUCGAGGAUCUCAACAAGACGAACCCUCGCUAUGUCAGGUGCAUCAAGCCCAAUGCUCUCAAGCAGCCAAGCGAACUGGAUUCCCUGGAUGUACUGAGGCAGCUGAGAUGCGCGGGCAUGCUGGAGUCGAUUCGCAUUCGCAGAGCAGGCUAUGCAGUGCGCAGGCCUUUCAAGGAGUUUUUCUCUAGAUUCCGGAUCCUGGCACCGCACUUAGUAGCCACAGGGGCUGACCCUGACUACAGAAGCCUGUGUCAGCGCCUUGUGGCAGAGGUCGAAGAGCGACUAGGCAAGCAAGGCGUUGCUUUAGAGGAGAAGUCGUGGCAGAUGGGCCAGACACGUGUCUUCAUGAAGGAGGAUCUUGAGAGACGCAUGGAGCAGAUGAUCGUGGAGUCUGCUAAACGACAGGUGCAAACAAUUCAACGAUGCUGGCGAGGCUUUGCAGACAGGCGGAGGUUCCGGGUAUGGCGUAGUGCAGCACUCCAGUUCCAGGCGGCUGCUCGCACAGUCAUCAGGGCCCGCAGCUUCCAGAGGAUUCGAACAGCAGCACUGGACGUCCAAGCCUCCAUGAAGGCUGUGCUGGCCAAGGCACGUCUGCAAAAGCAGAAGGAAGCCUCCAUCGAGAUCCAGGCAGUUCUACGAACAGCUGCGGCACUGGCGCAGCUGGAGCAGCUGAAGCAGCUGAAGCGCCAGGCAGCGGUCGAGGCGGCCGCUGCUGAGGCAGCAGCGGCGGCGACGAUGCAAGCGGCUGCGGCCCAGUCGGCUGCUGCUCUGGCAGCCGCAGCCCAAGCCCAAGCUGCGGGGGCUGCGGCGGCGCUGCCAAAGCCGGCGGCCGCGGAACCGGAGUUCGUUGUGGACCCGGGCAACACGCUGACAGUGUCCGCAGAUGGGGAGCGCUCCCCGUCCAAGCAGGGAGUGCUCCCUGAAAUGCAGCGGAACGAGAGGAAAGAGGACGCUCCGCCUUCAAACGCUUUCGCAGAUCUGGAGCUGAGCGCGCGCAAGCUGGAAGCAUCGCCAAAGACGGGCAUUGGCACUGUGAACUUGGAUGCCAGCAUCCGAAAUGCGGCGCUGAACCUCGGCGGAGGAGGCGCUUUGGACUCGUUGCGGUCGGAACUCAUGGCAAGACUGGAGGGAGGUGCACGGGAAGGAGGUAUUGAUCCUUCGCACCCACUCAGCAGUUCGUUACGACAUGCAGAGGGCCUGCCUUUGAAGGGCCAACUGUUGACGAACGGCAAGUCCUCGCUACAAGGUCUUCCGGAUGAGGAGGAUUUCCCGCUGAGGAAAACCAUCAUGAACCAACGGAAAAUCAUGGAACAGCUGCAGCAGCAGUUCAAGGAAGCUCUUGUGGUCAAGCCGGGAGAAGAGGAAAUCAAGCCUCUCGAGGUGGAUGGGGAGGCAAGCCGGGAGCAGAUGCAGCAGCUCCAGGAUGAAAUCAAGAAGCUCCGCAGCACUAUCGGAACACUCAAGGCGAGCCUUAGCAGUUGCCAGCAGCAAGAAGCAGCGCGAGCGUCGGAAGCGACCGAGUACCUGGAGAAGGUUGGUUUGCUCUCUGCCCAGUUGGAGGACAUUCACCGGACGCACAGGGAGGAGCUGAGCACCGAGCGGAAGCGGAGCCAGGAGCUCCGAGGAGAGGUCGACAGGCUGAGCAAGAGUUUGCAAGACACGCAAGGAGAGGCUGCUCUCUGGCGGUCGGAAGCACAGCAGGCCACAGUCAGCUUCACUGUUGAGAAGGAGCGACUGGAAGAGCUGGAGCGGAGUCGCAAGGACUUCGUCUUGCAGGAAAGCCACGCGAAUUGGAGAGAGGAGAAAGACAGGUUACUCAGAGAUCUACAGGCCAAAGACCGAGAGCUGCAUGGUCUGAAGCAGGCCCUUGACAACAUUGGCUCGAGCCGCGCGCCUCUCGAGGAGCUCCAGAGGUGGAAGGCCGAGGCUCAGAGACUGCAAAAGCAGGUGGACCAGGCCGAUGUCAUAACCGAUCGGGCCUACACCAGUGCCCUGCGGUUGCCGCAGGCGAAGCGGACUUCGAGAGAGUACGAGUCCGCUGUUGGACAUCUGCAAAACGCAGCCUCCAGCCAAGGUGGCGAAAGACAGGCCCUAGAAAUACGCCGUCGUCUCAGACUUGUGCAAUCCGUGGGACCUUUCAUACUGCAAAAUCAAUUGCGAGAAGGGAGUGUUCCCGGCAACUGCUCGAACCUGCGUCCGCGACGGCAUUGGGAUCAUGCAGCUACGAUCAGUGCUGUGAGGCAGAACUCGGAAAAGCAGGCGCAAGAGCUGAAGAAGAUGGAGCUUGAGAAGAAGGAUCUGAAGGAUCAGAUGGAAAGUAUCCGGACUGCAUCUGAGUACUUUCAGAGCCAGUACAAGGCCACGUACGCCGAGUUGCAAAAGCAGAAGGCCAAAGCCGCCGAAGUGACGGAGGGUCGUAGCUCAGACGCACCGCGCAUUGUGAACACGGACAAGAUCAAAGCAGGUCAUUGUUCGCUCUUUGCAGCUGCCCAGCUGCCAGUGUUAAUGCCAGAGAGUGGGAGAUCGGACGCUCCGGUCGGCUUGGAUAGAAAGCCAUCAUCAGCGAAUGUGCCUGGCAAGUUCUAUGUCAACGACCAGCUUGAGCGCUUGAUGAUCGAUGAGCUGCGCAGCUUCAGCAGGCAGUCCCACAAUGCCGGAGGAUUUCUGCCAGCUGUGAAGCAGAUUGGGAAUGUGGCGGCUUUGCCUGGCAUUGUGAAGUAUUCCAUCGGCCUCCCUGACAUUCACAGUGGAUACGGCUUUGCGAUCGGAAACGUCGCUGCGUUUGACAUGGGUCUUCCAGAAGCCGUUGUUUCUCCUGGCGGUGUUGGGUUCGAUAUCAACUGCGGUGUGAGGCUCGUGCGAACGAACCUGCUCUAUUCGGAUGUGCAGCCGGUGAAGGAGACUCUGGCUCAGUCGCUCUUCGAUCACAUUCCCGUCGGUGUCGGCUCGAUGGGUAUCAUUCCUACGAAAGAGCAAGAUCUGGAGGAGGCACUACAGCUUGGCAUCGAUUUCUCACUUCGAGAAGGCUACGCUUGGCCCGAGGACAAGGAACACUGCGAGGAGUAUGGCCGCAUGUUGAACGCCGACCCCGGGAAGGUUUCCAGCCGAGCAAAGAAGCGUGGGCUGCCUCAGCUGGGCACCCUCGGCGCAGGGAACCACUACGCCGAGAUCCAGGUGGUUGAUGAAAUCUACGACGAGUUUGUCGCCAAGAAGAUGGGCAUUGACCAAAAGGGACAGGUAUGUGUCAUGAUCCAUUCUGGCAGCCGUGGACUGGGACAUCAGGUUGCCACCGACGCCUUGGUGGACAUGGAGCGGGCGAUGACGCGGGACAACAUCCGCACCAAUGAUCGUCAGUUAGCGUGUGCCCGAAUACAGUCAGACGAGGGCCAGAACUAUUUGAAGGGCAUGUCCGCAGCUGCCAACUACGCCUGGGUGAACCGUUCUUCGAUGACUUUCCUGACACGCCAAGCUUUCGCCAAGGUCUUCAAUCAGUCUCCUGAAGAUCUGGAUAUGCACGUUAUUUACGAUGUCUCCCACAACAUUGCCAAAGUGGAAGAACAUUUCGUAGAUGGCCAGUGCAAGCAGCUGCUGGUGCACAGAAAAGGCUCCACCCGAGCCUUUCCGCCGCACCACCCAUUGAUUCCUGUGGAUUACCAGUUGACCGGCCAGCCCGUCAUCGUAGGAGGUACCAUGGGAACCUGCUCGUACGUGCUGACUGGUACAGACAAAGGCAUGAGAGAAACCUUUGGCAGUACCUGCCAUGGAGCUGGGCGCGCUUUGAGUAGGAACAAGUCGCGGAAUAAUCUCGACUAUGGUGACGUCCUGAAGAGACUAGAGGACAUGGGCAUCUCGAUCCGAGUCGCCUCACCCAAGCUCAUCAUGGAAGAGGCUCCAGAGAGCUACAAGGACGUGACGCAGGUGGUGCAGACUUGCCACGAUGCCGGCAUCUCCAAGAAGGCUAUCAAGCUCAAGCCGGUUGCUGUCGUUAAGGGUUAA